Messenger RNA from Telopea speciosissima, 1943 nucleotides. Its product is annotated as transcription factor TGA1-like. Gene Ontology annotation, molecular function: sequence-specific DNA binding; DNA-binding transcription factor activity. NCBI's taxonomy places the organism in Eukaryota, Viridiplantae, Streptophyta, Magnoliopsida, Proteales, Proteaceae. The transcript is spliced from 9 exons. The record is from RefSeq and is a predicted model, not a curated record. Gene Ontology annotation, biological process: DNA-templated transcription; regulation of DNA-templated transcription. The coding region runs from base 403 to 1491 and encodes 362 amino acids.
UUGUUUUUUUGCCUCUAUAUAGGGUGUGUGCGGGUAUGCGUGUGCCUGGUGGAAUUGUCAGUAGAGUCAGUACUCAUGUUUAUUAAUAACGAAAAUAAACUCUUAAAUCCAUCUGUGAAGUGAUUCCGUACAGAACUAGCAUCUACUUUGAGUUGUUUUGUUGUUGGAACUUUUUUGGGUGGAAAACGUCAGUUCUCUGCUGCGUGGUGAAUUGUGAUGCUUCUGUUUAUCUAUUUUUGGAUAUAAGAGAGUUGUUGGGUUGUAAAACGGUACAAAAGAUUCUUUAAUGGUGGACACUUGGAAUCUCAGUCUGAUGCAAGCAGCAUAACCAAAGCUGGCGUGCUUAGUUCUACAAUGCCGCAGAUAAGUAGUUGUCGCCUUCUAUUUUUCAUUUGAAAUAGCAUGAGCUCUCCAUCAGCUCAAUUCGCUGCUUCAAGAAGGAUGGGUAUAUAUGAGCCAGCCCACCAGAUUAGCAUGUGGGGUGAAACCUUCAAAGGCAGUAUGAGUCCAAACACUGGUGUAUCCACGAUUGUUGAGGUGGAAACAAGAGUUGACAACAAGUCGGAAGAGACUUCUCAUGGAGCCAUGGAACAUUCCAAAAAGUACGACCAGGAAGCAACCAAGCCGCCUGAUAAGGUAUCAAGACGUCUUGCACAAAAUCGUGAGGCUGCUCGUAAAAGUCGUUUGCGUAAAAAGGCUUAUGUGCAACAGUUGGAGUCAAGUCGUUUAAAGCUUGCACAAUUGGAGCAGGAGCUUGAGCGAGCUAGACAUCAGGGUGUAUACGUAGGUGGUGCUUAUGAUACUAGUCAUCUGGGGAUGUCUGGACCUGUUAACUCAGGGGUUGCUACAUUUGAGAUGGAGUAUGGACAUUGGGUUGAAGAGCAAAUGAGACAGACACGUGAAUUAAGAACUGCUUUGCAAGCUCAUGUAACUGAUAUAGAGCUCCGCAUACUUGUAGAUGGUGGCAUGAGCCACUAUUAUGAUCUUUUCCGCAUGAAAGCUGCUGUAGCAAAAGCUGAUGUUUUCUAUUUAAUGUCUGGCAUGUGGAAAACAUCAGCUGAACGGUUUUUUCUUUGGAUUGGAGGAUUUCGCCCAUCUGAGGUUCUAAAGGUUCUCCUACAUCAACUUGACCCUUUAACAGAACAACAGAUUAUGGAUGUCUGCAACCUCCAGCAAUCAUCUCAGCAAGCAGAGGAUGCUCUUUCACAAGGGAUGGAUAAACUGCAGCUAACUCUGGCUGAGACUCUAGCAGCUGAUCCACUAGGAGCUGGAAGUUAUACAUCACAGAUGGCUACAGCGAUAGGAAAUUUGGAUGCUCUUGUAACCUUUGUGAACCAGGCAGACCACCUUCGCCAGCAAACCCUGCAGCAAAUGGCUCGCAUCCUGACAAUUCGUCAAGCAGCUCGGGGUCUGCUUGCCUUGGGAGAUUAUUUCCACCGCCUUAGAGCCUUAAGUUCUCUUUGGGCUGCCCGUCCUCGUGAGCCAUCCUAAUCUGUUGAGAAAGACAUGCUGACUUUACAGUUUCUUGGUUUUGAUCUUGGGCUGGAGAAAUCAUGUCUCAGCGGCAAGGGAAAAUGUUACUUCGAUUAUCAGAAGCCUCUCGAUAGUGAUCAUUUUAGCUUCUUAUGAACAUUAUCUAAGCUGCUGACAUUUUUUAAGCAGUGCCCCCACUAUUGAAAGAAAACUUGUAAAUAUGAAACUCCAGAAGCCAUCUGUGAAGAGGAAGUUUUGUUCUGUAAGUUUAUCUUUCAUGGACAUUUGUAAUAUAUGUCUACACAAAGUUGUUGAAUUGUAGGUUUAGUGUUUGAGCGGAAAAAGGAACUUCUCAUGUAAAAUUGUAGAAUAGUUGUCUGCACUGCUAGGAUCUGGGGGAGGAAAGAUGUACAUUCAUAUUUCUUCAUGUUGAUGUGCCUUUGCACACUUUAAAUGGCUCACUUUUUUUU